This is a messenger RNA of Chrysoperla carnea, 1311 nucleotides long. RefSeq lists its product as uncharacterized. Bases 396 to 1181 code for a protein of 261 amino acids. The record is from RefSeq and is a predicted model, not a curated record. Lineage: Eukaryota; Metazoa; Arthropoda; Insecta; Neuroptera; Chrysopidae. The transcript is spliced from 7 exons.
AAAGUAUGUCUCAAAUAAUUAAAAAAUGUUUAUUUUCAACAUCAAUAAUUACACGAAAUUUGAGCUAUCAAAGCUCAAUUUCCUUAAAAAUUUUAUAUCCAAGUAGUUUAUUAAAAAUUACAACUCCUACACAGCCAAAUUAUACAACUUCCAGUAAAUUUUCUGCUGUUAUACCAAUGGAUAAAAUUGACAUUACGUACAUUCGAAGUUCUGGACCUGGAUAUCAAGAUGAAAUUUUUAUAGCGUAGUCGGACCCAUAGGUCAAUUAAGUCUUGACCUAUGGGUCCGUAAGAUCCAUCUUAUUUGUGGAUAUUUAUCAACAUUUCUAAAUUUUUCGAGACAACGACAAUAUUCUAAAAUCAUUUCAUUUCAUUGAAAUUUAUAACGCAAUUACGAUGGAACGUCAACGUGAUAGAAGUGAAUCAGAAACAGGGGAAAGUGAUACACCUGGUGAUGUGAUACCUCAAAAUUUCAAUUUACCAAGACCUAAUAGUCUCACGAGAACUUCCAGUGAGGAAGAGUUGACUUUGUUAAGUGAAAAUGCAGAUCCAAAUGUCCAAGAUCCCCAUCAAAGACAUUCACUAUUUUGGCGACCAAGUUCAACUCCAGUUAACGCAGCACGAAGAACACGAGGAUCACCAAGUGCUAUAUAUAUUCCACCAUGGAUGGUACGACAAAAUCGCCCAUCGUCAUCGAGGGAACGAUAUUUCAGCAUUCUUCACAUAAUGAAUCAACCACUACCAUAUCGUUACUAUCGCCAAUUAGUGCGUGAAGAAAUACCACGAAGGUACAGGGGCCCACUAGGUCAAUUACGUGAUCAAGAAACGAACUUAUUAAUAAAUGAACCGAUGCCGUUGCCACUUCCUGCAUUCGCCUUUGAUUUAGCUGGUAAUCUACCAACUAUGCAGUUUGGCCAUGCUUACGUAGCACCACAAAACAGUGGUAUGGGGGAAUCCGAAAUAGACAACUACACUGAUUUGUUGUUAAAACAAGAUGAAACCGAAGAUGAUAUGACUUGUGUCAUAUGUAUGUCAUUAACAACGAAACUGGAAUUAUUACGUAAACUACCAUGCCGUCAUAUUUUUCACAGGGAUUGUAUUGACAAGUGGUUAGGAUUUAAUGGAAUAUGUCCGACAUGUCGACGUAAUGUCAGACAAUCAACACCACCUACUUCACAUUAAUAAUCAAAACAAUAAAUAAAAAUAUAAAAAAACUAACCCGACAAUGUAAAAAUUUCUCUUGGAAAAAACGAUAAAUUCUGUCCAGGGUUUUGAACAAAAAAAAUUAUCUAUAAAACAAAUAAAAACGAAA